This is a messenger RNA of Exaiptasia diaphana, 1169 nucleotides long. RefSeq lists its product as uncharacterized. Lineage: Eukaryota; Metazoa; Cnidaria; Anthozoa; Actiniaria; Aiptasiidae. The record is from RefSeq and is a predicted model, not a curated record.
AGGGAGCAGAUAAGUCAAGUAGUCAGAACAAGAAGAGGUAUGAUGUCCGUGCUCGUGACAUUGCACUUAAACCUGGAGAUAGAGUUCUCGUUCGCAAUCUGAGCGUCCGAGGAAAGCACAAAUUAAGCGACAGAUGGGAGGAGACUGUCCACCUAGUCGUGAAGCGCAAUGGGGACUUGCCUGUCUACGUCAUUCAACCAGAGCUAGGAGGCAAGCUGCGCACUAUACACCGCAACCUGCUGCUGACAGUUGAUAGAGCGUUCCAACCAGUGGUUGUACCCCCGGCUCCAAGAGGUCGGGCCCAAGUUCCACCGGAAGCUCGUCCAAGACGACGUCGGUUGCUCCCUCAAGUUCCCCAAAGACCAAAAUCAUGCAAUGCUGAUACUUCAGAUACCAUUGUUGAUGAAGAUGAAGAUGAUCCUAUAUUGAUUACUGUUUCUUCAGAGCCUCAAGCAGUGAAUCAGCAAGAUGCGGAAGUGGAGGAAUGUCCCCAACACAAUGCUGAGCUGAACCAGGAAAUUUCAGAGGAACAUGCAGCAGGGCCCCCAGCACCUGUUGUGUCAGACCCUCAAGACCUAGCAACUGAACCAGAGCAAAGAACCAGAUCAGGACGAGUACUUAGGAAGCCUCAGCGUCUGAUGGACGACCCAGUGUGGGCAAGAAAAGCGGAAGCGGUGGUUUCAAUCAUCAACUCGCAGAACCAAAUGGCUUCAAAGAACUGGAACUUUCAUUGAUUAUAAGAUUUGACAUUGCUAGUUGUUUUGUAUUAUGCUAUAGUGUUAUUGUUACGUCGGGACGCCGUUUCCCCACGGGGGGGACAGUGUGGCAGUCUGAUUUUUGUACAUUUCAUAGGCAUGUUGUAACAGGCUCUUAAGAGCUCACGCAUUUAGGCCUGGGUCCGAGUCAGGCUCCUCGUGUGUGUCGUCUUUGUAAUUUAGUAGUUUUUGAAAGAAGUUUGUACAAGGAACAAGAGAAGACUGUUAAAUUUGUGUUGUUUAUGUUUCUCCAAUUGUUCGCGAAACCCCACUGUUACACUACCGCAAACUGCAAACUUGACGACAAGAGCAUUGUUACCGUCCGCCGUCAACCCGAUGCUAAAGGUCUCUAAAUUGUCGCAAUUCACGAUUGUACUGACUAAAAUUAUUUUUCUGAGAGCGGGCUUCCAUUCG